CAACUCGAUUUAACCAAAUGCGAGUUUGACUGCCGGCACCCCCGUGGAUUGAACGACCUCGCCUUCCAGUCUCUCCCGCUUAGAGAGAGAGAGAGAGAGAGAGAGAGAGAGAGUUACAGGAAUCGUAGCACCAAUGGCUGAUAUGGCGACAAGCUCUUCGACUCCGUCCGAGGACGAUAAGCCAGUGAUUGUUAGGGUUAAGCGCAAAGCUUCCCAGUCUCCCCUUGAAGCUUUCUGGCUCGAAAUCAACGAGAGGCCAUUGAAGCGGCCGUUGCUGGAUCUCGAGAAGCUUUCAAUCUCCGAUUCUUCUGGAAAGGCAGAGGCAUUGAAAUCAAAAAAGGUUCUUGUGCAGCAUGUAGAGACAACAAGCAGCUCAGAGGAUACCGUUGAUGUUUUGCAAUUGUUAGUGCCUAAACCAGCGGACGGAUGUGAAAGUAAGGCAAGAAAUGAGGAACAAAGACGUACAUUUACAACAGAGAAUAAACAAGAUCAGUUGCGGGGUAAAGCCAGAGUAAAGCAAGAGGUUUUGUCAAAAAAUGCUCGUUUUGAACAAAUAUGGAGGAGCAGAAAGGGGAAAAAAGAGGCGAUGCAUGAUGAUGCACUGCAUGAAAUGUGUCAUGUUUAUGAUGUUGUUCGCGUUGAUGUGGAGGAAGCAACCAUUGAAGUGCAUGACCAGGAAGAUUCAGAUUUGGAGGAUCACAGGAUUAUGUCUAGUUAUCUGCCUCUAUUACGAGAAUUCAUCCCAAGUGCUGCUGAAGAAGUGGAGUCUGACAUUCAUGAUUACAUGUCCAACCGAGCGUCCAAGGAUGAAUAUGUGUAUGACUUGUAUGCUGUGAAGGAAGAUAACAACACAAUUGUGGAAGGCACAUCAAACCCAUUUCCUUUGGUACAAGUUGAUGAAGAUAAUGAAUUCUAUGCUGGCCCAAUUGCAUCAGAUAAUGAAAGCGAUGAUUCUAAUGCUGAAGACAAUCCUAUGAAUGACUAUCCUGAUGAGGAAACUUCUGAAGACAAUGAGGAUAGUGGGAGCAGUACCUCCAAAGAUGAAUCAGAAGAAAAUGAAGAUUCAGAGAUGAGUGCCAGUAAAAAAUCUUCAGAACCUGAAGAUUCAGAGCACCAGAGCUGGUUAGAAGAGGCAGACCCCAUGUAUGAAGAUUACAUCUACGGUGGUGAUGAAGGUGAUGGUGAAGGUGAGGCUUAUUAUGAUAAAGAUGAGGGCUCUGACAAUGAUUACUGGAAAUGGUCCUACCGUUAACUCUUUGUUUACCGGAUCAAAGUCAUCAGCUUCAAGAGAAGUCGUUAUCUACUUCACCAUUGUAAAAGUUGCUCCUGAACUCGUGAGUGCCAUCGAGCAACUGAUUGUCAGUACAAGUAACUCUUUGUAAAGUUUCUUCGUUGAAGGCAACUCCAGAUGAAUCUACAAUCUUGGAGAUGCAGUAACCGUGGGUGAUUUGUCAAAUUUCUUCAACUUUGGUGCAAUUUGGUACUGCAGGGUACUUG
Molecule: messenger RNA, 1497 nt
Organism: Rhododendron vialii
Lineage: Eukaryota; Viridiplantae; Streptophyta; Magnoliopsida; Ericales; Ericaceae
Product: RNA-directed DNA methylation 4
Exons: 10
Coding region: 134-1252 (372 amino acids)
Source: RefSeq, a predicted model, not a curated record